Molecule: messenger RNA, 672 nt
Organism: Exaiptasia diaphana
Lineage: Eukaryota; Metazoa; Cnidaria; Anthozoa; Actiniaria; Aiptasiidae
Exons: 4
Coding region: 9-395 (128 amino acids)
Cellular component (GO): mitochondrial inner membrane; mitochondrion; MICOS complex
Source: RefSeq, a predicted model, not a curated record
UUUMCAAAAUGGCGCCGAUWAGGAAAAGUGAAGAAGAAGUUGGAAGAAUUUGGGAUCGUUGCUUCGUGGAUACAUCAAUAAAAGCCGCCAGUGGAACUCUAGUUGGAAGCAUUUUUUCACUAAUUUUUUUCAAGCGAAAAGCAUGGCCUAUAACCCUUGGUCUUGGAAUAGGAAUAGGAGCAGGUUAUACUAAUUGUCGACAUCAGUUCUGGUGGAGAAGGCACUAUCGUCACCCACACUUUGAUGGUCAUAAACACAGACCAAGUGGYCCACCUUUCUGGAGGGGCCCACCUUUUAGAAAAGAUAAAGAACAAUUGAAUGAUAAGAAGGAAGAAGCUCCCAAACAAACAGACCCUGAGCCACAAACACCACAAGAGAAACCAGCAGACUCUUAGGACGAAAGCUUGACUUAGAAGAAAACUAGACAAAAGUGUGUAUGGAUUUUGAUGUUUAAAUAUGGUAGCCAGCAAAUCUGAUAAUGUAAGGAUAGAAUUUUUUUACUAUCAGAGCUGUCUUUUACUGCAUUUUUCCCAAAGGUUUGUGUUUUGUUUUUGUAGUUCUGAGAAAUCUGCUUGGCUUAUAGUAAUUAGGGAAAGAAUGAAAAAAUAAGAGAAUGCAGCACUCUGAUUGUAUCAUUUGGUGAAAUCUUCUUAUAAAAGCGAAUCCAGCAUA